Messenger RNA from Myotis davidii, 778 nucleotides. Its product is annotated as sialic acid-binding Ig-like lectin 14. The transcript is spliced from 4 exons. Gene Ontology annotation, molecular function: sialic acid binding. The annotation marks the transcript as partial. Lineage: Eukaryota; Metazoa; Chordata; Mammalia; Chiroptera; Vespertilionidae. The record is from RefSeq and is a predicted model, not a curated record. Gene Ontology annotation, cellular component: plasma membrane. Gene Ontology annotation, biological process: cell adhesion.
GGGACCAGGACCCGCUCUGCCCUGCCAGAUGCAGACAUGGUGCCCCUGCUGCUGCUGCCUCUGCUGUGGGGGGGGUCCCUGCAGCAGCAGCGAGGCUACCAGUAUGAGCUCCGAGUGCAGGAAUCGGUGAUGGUGCAUGAGGGUCUGUGUGUCCUCGUGCCCUGCUCCUUCUCCUACCCGUGAGGUUCGUGGUCUUCCCCUAGCAAAUUCUACACCUACUGGUACCGGGACGGGGACAACAUAGACUAUGCUGCUUCUGUGGCCUCAAACAACCCAAAUAAACCAGUGAAGAGAGAGACCCAAGGCCGCUUCCUCCUCAGGGACCCCAGGACCAACGACUGUUCCCUGAGCAUCACAGACGCCAGGAGGAGUGACACAGGACGCUACUUCUUCCAAAUGGAGAUAGGAACUCAAAUGAGACAUAUUUACAAAGAUAAGAUGCUGGAUUUGCAGGUGACAGACAAACCCCUCAUCCAGAUUCUGGAGCCUCUGGAGUCUGGCCGCCGCACACAGCUGGCCUGCAGCCUGCCAGUUUCCUGUGAAAGGAAACAACGUUUCACCUUCUCCUGGGCGGGAGCAGCUGUGGACUCACUGAACCCCCAGACCCUCCGCUCCUUCAUGCUCACCUUUACCCCAAGGCCCCAGGAUCACGGUACCAACCUCACCUGUCAGGUCAAAAUCCAACAGCCUCUGUUGACCACACAGAGAACCAUCCGGCUCGAUGUUUCCUAUGCCCCUCAGAAUCUCACCAUAGGCGUCUCCUUCAGAAAUGCCACAG